Cyphellophora attinorum is the source of this 1245-nucleotide messenger RNA. RefSeq lists its product as uncharacterized. The transcript has 3 exons. Lineage: Eukaryota; Fungi; Ascomycota; Eurotiomycetes; Chaetothyriales; Cyphellophoraceae. The record is from RefSeq and is a predicted model, not a curated record. The coding region runs from base 1 to 1245 and encodes 414 amino acids. Gene Ontology annotation, molecular function: NADP binding; oxidoreductase activity.
AUGACUGACCUUACAAGCAAGCUGGCUCACCUGGAGGCGUCGGGCAGGCCAAUCCAGGUGGGCCUCAUCGGCGCUGGCAAAUUCGGGAGCAUGUACGCUCAAAAAUUCCUAGACCACGAUACACUGACACAGUACACCACCACCAACAGCAUUUCGCAAGCUCACCGAACAGCCGGCGUCCGCCUCGCAGCUAUCGCCGACCUCUCCCGUGACCGUGCCCUCGCCGCACUGAAACGCACUGGCUUUCCGCCCGACAAGUACGAUGUGAACUUGACCCUAGCCGAGGGCCUGAAAGCCGGCAAGGCGGCCAUCACGACUGACUCCGCGGCCCUGAUCGCCCAGCCUGGCAUCGAUGUCAUCCUCGAGGUCACUGGCAGUCCGGCCGCUGGGAUCAAGCAUGUGCUGCUGUGCUGCGAGCACAAGAAGCAUAUCGUUAUGGUCAACGUCGAGGCGGACGUGCUCGCGGGUCCGUUGUUAGUCAGGAGAGCGCGGGAGGCUGGCAUCAUCUACAGUAUGGCUUAUGGUGACCAGCCAGCGCUCAUCGCGGAGAUGGUGGAUUGGGCGAGUGCGGCGGGUUUCGAUGUUGUUUGUGCUGGGAAGGGUACGAAACAUUUGCCGGAGUAUCAUUACAGUACGCCGGAUACAGUAUGGGACCACUAUGGGUUUAGUGUGGAGCAGCUAAAGUCUGGUGACUUCAACAAGCAGAUGUUUAACAGCUUUUUGGACGGGACAAAGAGUGCGCUGGAGAUGUCUGCGGUGGCCAAUGGGUGUGAAUUGAAGGCGCCGAGGGAGGGUUUGAAGUUUCCGCCGUGCGGGACGCAUGAUCUGCCGCAGGUGCUGAAGCCGAGGAGUGAAGGCGGACUGUUGGACGAGAAGGGAAUGGUGGAGACAGUGAGCUGUCUGGAAGUCGACGGGAGAGCGGUGGUCGGCGAUCUGAGAUGGGGUGUCUAUGUUGUUAUUGAAGCUCCUGGACCAUAUCAGAAAGAGUGCUUCGCGCAGUAUGGAAUGAAGACCGAUGCAUCUGGACGAUACGCAGCACAGUACAAGCCAUAUCACCUUAUCGGCCUCGAGCUGGGCAUCUCUGUUGCGAGUAUAAUGUGUCGAGGCGAACCAACAGGCCAGUGUAAGACAUUUGCUGCGGACACAGUUGCAACUGCGAAAAGAGAUCUUGCAGUUGGGGAGAAGUUGGACGGGGAAGGAGGCUUCAUGCGUACGGCAAGAUCAUGCCUGCCGAAGACUCGCUAG